CAUGGCUCUGUCCAAAAACAAGUGGUCUUGAGCUGAAUGGUGCAACAAUGUUGCUUUAUUGUGUGUUUUUCUUAUUUUACCUGAAUGUCAAAGAUGAUGUGCUGUGUGUUCAAAGCAAGCCAGGACUCUCCGUCGGCGUAGAACCUGAGACGAUCGUUCCGCUGGCGGCAGAGAGCUCGAGCUGUGGCUGCCACAACCUGAAGAGAGAUGCAGUUGUGGAUAUCGAGAAGGAAAGCUCCAUAAUAACAGAAAACCCUUCUGUCAAAUACUCGAAAAAGUCAAAUGAAAGGCAUACAGACACUCAGACGAAUGGGGAAGAAUCAGAUACUCGUAGUCAGAUGGUCCUGAUCCCAGGAGGGGAGUUCCUGAUGGGUACAGACAAUCCUGGCAUCCCUCAGGACGGGGAGGGUCCCCAGAGGAGGGUGCACCUGGACCAUUUCUACAUGGACGCUCAUGAGGUCAGCAACCGCCACUUCCAGAGCUUCAUCAAUGCCACGGGCUACAUCACUGAGGCAGAGAGGUUUGGAGAUUCAUUUGUGUUCGAGGGGGUGUUGAGUGAGGAGGUCAAAAGCCAGAUAUCCCAGGCAGUGGCUGCUGCCCCCUGGUGGUUGCCUGUCAGAGGAGCAGACUGGAGGCACCCUGAGGGCCCCGACUCCAGCAUCACAGGCAGGCUGGACCACCCUGUUCUGCAUGUGUCGUGGCAGGACGCUGUGGCCUACUGCUCCUGGGCCCACAAGAGACUACCCACAGAGGCUGAGUGGGAGUACGCCUGCAGAGGGGGCCUACAGGACAGACUUUACCCGUGGGGGAACAAACUGAAACCUAAAGGACAGCACUACGCCAACCUCUGGCAGGGAAAGUUCCCCACACACAACUCAGAAGAGGACGGGUACACCAAAACCUCACCAGUGAAGUCAUUUCCUGCAAAUGGCUAUGGCCUGUACAACAUGGUAGGGAAUGCAUGGGAGUGGACAUCUGACUGGUGGACUGUACACCACACCACAGAUGAACGGCACAACCCGGCAGGUCCACCAUCAGGCACAGACCGAGUGAAGAAAGGAGGCUCCUACAUGUGCCAUAAGUCAUACUGUUACAGGUACAGGUGUGCAGCACGGAGUCAGAACACCCCUGACAGCUCUGCCUCUAACCUAGGGUUCCGCUGUGUCUCCCAGGAGCAGCCGUAACCUUUUACCCUUGACCCUGACAUGGGUAGUCUGACUUUUCCCUUUUUGUACCAUUCGCCAUUGGCUCUAGUCUAGGGUGCUAACUCUGCCUAUCUUGCCCGCCAGGCGAAACAAAUCAAGUGCACCUCUUCAUACAGCCAGUGAUGUCAGUGUUCUUCAUGAAAUGCAGGAUUACCGCAUGACAUGUGGAUAUUUAUGGAAUAUAUUUUGUUGUAAAAUAUUUAAAAAAUGUCUAUGUGAAUGAAUAAAUAUUCAAAGGGAACAUGUGUGAGGUGACAUAUUGUUUUGGUAUGAAGACAUUUCACAGAUUGAUUUAGUAGAACUCUUAUUAUGUAAACUUUAGCCAAGUCCCCUGUUCUUGCUAUGAAAUAAAGACAAAAACUCACAUAUUUCCUAUGCUCUUUAUAUCCAAGUGAACAGAAUAUCUGGUACAAUUAUAAUUAAAAUGAACCAAAUGCAUUUAACAUUAUUCGUCAAAAUUCCCAAUAUUACCUAUAAAUUGCCAUCACCUAUUGUAAAAAAUACACUGUUGUUUAUUAUGCUCUCAUUACGUAGUCACUCUGUUAGACAGUAGAAGUUUGCCAAUAUUUAAAUAGUUCUCAAUUGUUGUUUCUGUGCCUUUCUGUGAUCAAUGGAAUAGAACAUCCUCUUUUAAUUUGUUUAUUUUAUUUCAGAAUGAAAUGUGAUUAAUUUAUAUUUAA
Messenger RNA from Salmo salar (Atlantic salmon), 1885 nucleotides. It is a transcript of the gene sumf1, whose product is annotated as sulfatase modifying factor 1. The record is from RefSeq and is marked provisional. Gene Ontology annotation, cellular component: endoplasmic reticulum. Gene Ontology annotation, molecular function: formylglycine-generating oxidase activity. Gene Ontology annotation, biological process: protein oxidation. Lineage: Eukaryota; Metazoa; Chordata; Actinopteri; Salmoniformes; Salmonidae.